AUGAUGGCAAUUGAUGGGGCUGCUGUUUUGGGGGCUCAGCGUGUCGUUUUUGAGUCUGAUUGCCUAACAAUGAUUAAUGCUCUAAAUGGGCGGGAGUAUGAUGCUGCAGAGCUGGGCGUCCUCUUCAGAGAAGCUAGAAGUUUAUGCCGGCUUUCCUUUGAGUCUUAUGAUUUCAGGUUUUGUCGUAGGGGCUGUAAUUUAAUUGCGCACAAUCUGGCGCAGUUUGGCCUAGGGGCUGUUGUUUCCCUAUCUGUGUGGGAUGUAGAAGCCCCAGACUUUGUUUCGGCUCUGGUUGGCACCGAGAUGGUGAACCAGGUUUAA
Molecule: messenger RNA, 321 nt
Organism: Triticum turgidum subsp. durum (durum wheat)
Lineage: Eukaryota; Viridiplantae; Streptophyta; Magnoliopsida; Poales; Poaceae
Source: the annotation of a GenBank genome assembly